CUUACAUUUUACAAGUUAAUGUGAUAGUUAAGUCUCUAUUAUAAAGAAAACCAAACCAAUACGUUUUGCAUGCUUCAUAGAUUUUAGUAUAGUAAAAAUUUUAUAUUUUUGUCAAAAAUUAUUUCGUUAACCAUACCUUAACCUCAAUUUUCGACAUGGUUCCAAAGUGUUCGUGAUGCUACAUUUUAUACUCUUUACAGUAAUUACUGUAGUAAUAUUUAUAUUUUCGAAUUACCUCAGUUUCACGUACUUCUUUGAUAAUUAUAAACAUCGGUUUUUUAACGAUCUCAAUGAUUUACAAGUGUAUGAUUACAUUGUUGUUGGAGCGGGUACUGCAGGUGCAACUUUAUCCGCAAGGUUAGCUGAACAAGGGUAUGAAAUCUUGCUACUCGAAGCUGGUGGAGUUGCACCACCUUUCCUUGAUAUUCCACUCUUAGCUCCUUUAAUUCAAAACAGUCCAUACACCUGGCAACAUGUAACUGUACCUCAACAGAAUGCUUGCAAGGGUUUAACUAAUAAUCAAAGCAGAUGGCCAAUGGGCAAACUUCUUGGUGGAACUAGUCGAUUAAAUUAUAUGCUUUACGUACGGGGACAUCCUUCAGAUUAUGAUGAAUGGUUUCCAGAUUUUAUUGAACCUAUCACACAGAAUGGUGGUCCAAUGCAUAUAUGUGACUUACAAUGGAACACUAGUCUUGCUAAUGUAGUUUUAAAAGGAUUGGAAGAAAUGCAUCAACAUAUUGGCAAUAUUAACAAAGAUUACAAACAUGGAUUUAUGAAGGCACAAUUAUCAAUGAAAGAUGGAAAACGAUGGAGUACAGAUAUGCUAUUGUAUGCAAAUUUUAAAAAGAAAAUAACUAUCAUUACACAUGCUCAUGUGGAAAAAGUAUUAAUAGAAUCAAAUAGAGCAAUAGGAAUACAAUUUACUACCCUAAAUAAGAUAUUUAAAGCAAUUGCAAGGAAAGGCGUUAUUCUGAGUGCUGGCGCAAUUGGUAGUCCAAAAAUAUUAAUGUUAUCUGGUAUUGGACCAAGAAAACAUUUGGAAGAGUUACAAGUAAACGUAAUUCGUGAUUUACCGGUUGGUCAACAUUUGGUAGACCAUGUGCUUACAGGAAUCGAUUUAGUCAUGCUUAACACAAGCAUAGGUUUAAGUAUGACUGAUACAUUGAAUCCUAUACCAGCAAUAAAUUAUUUUCUCUUUGGGAAAGGUCCUUGGACAUCUGCAGGAGUUGAAGUUUUAGGAACAUUUCACAGUUCUUUUCAAAAAAAUACAUCAAACAUACCAGACUUACAGAUAAUGGUGAUGCCAUUGGGAAUAUCAAAGGAUAAUGGUGUUGCUCUAAGAAAAACCAUGGGAAUUUCUGAUAAGGUUUAUAAUGAAUACUUUGCUCCCCUUACGUAUAAGAAUACAAUAACAAUUGCUCCCGUUCUAUUACAUCCAAAAAGUAAGGGAGAAGUAAAAUUACGCAGUAGCGAUCCUUUCGAUCCGCCGCUAAUCGAUCCAAAAUACUUAUCAAAUAAAGACGACAUUGCAGUUCUUAUAGAUGGGCUCCAAUUCGUAAAGAAACUCGCUGAAACAGAUGCAAUGAAAACUGUUGGUGCAUCUAUUUAUCAGAAACAUUUUCCAGGGUGUGAAAAUGAAAUAUUUGAUAGUACAAAAUAUUGGGAAUGUUACAUACAACAUUUAACAUUAACUUCCUAUCAUCCUGCUGGUACAUGUCGCAUGGGUGAUGUUGUUGAUCAAACAUUUAGAGUUUACGGUGUGACAAAUUUAUAUGUGGUUGAUGCGUCCAUAUUACCAUCUUUGCCAAGUGGUAAUAUAAACGCUGCAAUUUUAAUGCUUGCUGAAAAAGCAGCGCGCAUGUUUAAACAGCAUACAAAAGUUCACGAAAAUAAUAUGGAAUGUUACAGGCCGCGUAAUUAUUACGAAAAUUUAAAUUUAACUUAAAUAA
Hylaeus anthracinus is the source of this 1949-nucleotide messenger RNA. RefSeq names its product glucose dehydrogenase [FAD, quinone]-like. The transcript is spliced from 11 exons. Gene Ontology annotation, molecular function: flavin adenine dinucleotide binding; ecdysone oxidase activity. The record is from RefSeq and is a predicted model, not a curated record. The coding region runs from base 176 to 1945 and encodes 589 amino acids. Lineage: Eukaryota; Metazoa; Arthropoda; Insecta; Hymenoptera; Colletidae.